CGUGAACGUUGCCUUGGCUGAAAGGCUGCCAUGCUUUCUUCUCUUCUUGCUGUCUCUCUCUGUCUUUUAACAUCGUUUGUUCGAGCUGGUUCCGACUACCACGAACGCCUUCUUCUCCGACCUCUCCCUCAAAACGCCCUCCUCGCGUCCUUCAACUUCCGCAGUAAUGAAUCCUCAAGCUCUUUCGAGCGCCAGAAUUUCAGAUAUUUCCCCCGGUCACUAGGCCAGAUAUUACAACAUGCAAACACAAAGGAGCUCCAUUUGCGGUUUAGUCUAGGGCGGUGGGAUGCGGAGAGCUGGGGAGCAAGACCGUGGGAUGGAGCUAGAGAAGGAGGCACAGGAGUCGAAUUAUGGGCUUGGGUAGAUGCAGAGAGUGAGGCAAAUGCCUUUGCGAGAUGGCUGACCCUCACGAAUGCACUCUCGGGCUUAUUUUGCGCCUCUCUCAACUUUAUCGAUUCUACGAAGACUAUACGGCCAGUAAUGACCUUUAAGCCUGAAGGAAACCACCCCAAUAUGUCCUCGCCGAAUCUUCACUUACUUCACGGGACGCUACCGCACGAAGUCGUGUGUACGGAGAACUUGACGCCUUUCCUCAAGCUACUCCCAUGCAAAGGAAAAGCUGGGAUAUCAAGCCUCCUGGAUGGACACAAGCUGUUUGAUGCGUCGUGGCAGACUAUGUCAAUUGAUGUGAGGCCAGUCUGCAACAAUGAUGGUUCGGACUGCGUUAUCGAGAUGGAGCAGACUGUGGACAUGGUUCUGGAUUUGGACAGGUCGAAACGACCACGAGAUAAUCCAAUCCCUCGCCCUCUUCCAAUUGAGGAUAUCGAAUGCGAUACCUCGAAAUCCUACAACUCGCAGGAUAGCUGUUUUCCACUGGUUAAAACAUCAGAACCAUCUUGGAGCCUCUCUGAAAUAUUUGGAAGGCCCAUUAAAGGAGCCUGCCCUAUUACAGGUGAAGAAGGUGAAAAUGCUGAGACAGUGUGCCUUAAUGUCCCCGCAGAGCGCAAUGUGGACAUCAAGACUAAUGGCGGAUACACCGAAGUACCGAGAGGCGAGGGGCUAUUAAGAUGCUACAAACUUCCAAGCCGCGAUGACUUCGAUAUAUCCCUCCCCGAACAAACUCUUCCAACCCCUCUACUCCUCCCCCAACCACCCCUUACCGCUGCUCGCUCCAUUAACGGUCAUGGUCAAGAACGGGGCAGUGUACAGGCUGUCAUCACCAACCCCUCAGACUAUCCCGUUUCACUCAUCUACCUCGAAUCACUUCCUUGGUUCAUGAAGCCCUAUCUGCACACAUUACGCGCCUCUAUCCCUGGCGCCCCCGCGUCUACUAACCCUAUCAAAGAGACAUAUUACCGCCCCGCCGUCGACCGCCACCGUGGUACCCACCUCGAGCUCCUCCUCGAGAUCCCCGCGCACUCAUCACUUAUCUUAACGUACGACUUCGAGAAGGCAAUCCUACGCUACACCGAGUACCCGCCAGACGCCAACCGCGGAUUCGACGUCGCUCCAGCUGUCAUCCGUCUGUUACCAUCCGAUGGGAAUCCCAACGCGCCGCCUGUGUUCUUACGAACCACGUCGCUGCUCCUCCCACUUCCCACACCCGACUUUAGUAUGCCUUACAAUGUCAUCAUUCUCACCAGUACCGUCAUGGCGCUCGGAUUUGGGAACAUCUUUAAUUUACUUGUGCGGCGCUUUGUAGCUGUAGAUGAGAUCGAGGGAUGGCAGCCCGGCGGAUUGACAGGCGCGUUGAGGACUAGGCUCGAUAAGCUCAAAGCUAGGUGGUUUGGGAAAGGGGAGAAGGAUGAAUGA
Messenger RNA from Mytilinidion resinicola, 1812 nucleotides. Its product is annotated as GPI transamidase-like protein component Gpi16. The record is from RefSeq and is a predicted model, not a curated record. The transcript is spliced from 4 exons. Gene Ontology annotation, cellular component: GPI-anchor transamidase complex. The coding region runs from base 31 to 1812 and encodes 593 amino acids. NCBI's taxonomy places the organism in Eukaryota, Fungi, Ascomycota, Dothideomycetes, Mytilinidiales, Mytilinidiaceae. Gene Ontology annotation, biological process: attachment of GPI anchor to protein.